Brassica napus (rape) is the source of this 1100-nucleotide messenger RNA. Its product is annotated as Golgi apparatus membrane protein-like protein ECHIDNA. Gene Ontology annotation, biological process: protein secretion; vesicle-mediated transport. The transcript has 6 exons. Gene Ontology annotation, cellular component: Golgi membrane. The record is from RefSeq and is a predicted model, not a curated record. Bases 294 to 845 code for a protein of 183 amino acids. Lineage: Eukaryota; Viridiplantae; Streptophyta; Magnoliopsida; Brassicales; Brassicaceae.
UGACCCCAACGCAAGUUUUUGUGGUGAAAGUGCAAUUAAACUUUUUAUAUUAGGCCUAAUGGGCCAUAGUUGACAUACACUUGGGCCUAUGGGCUGAUUUAGAAUUAAAAAAGAUUUUACAAAGGGAGAAGAAAUCACGUAGCACGCACGCACGCGCAAGAGUUUGAAGAUCUGGUUAGUACUGAAGAAGAAAACUCUGUCGGAAAAUUCUAUCUUUCUCGGAGGGAAGAAUCCAUUUCUGAGAGGUGCUUCGCUUUCUUUGCUGAUCAGCUUCGGAUUGAUUACUUCGAAAGAUGGAUCCUAACCAGCCGCCUGUUGAAAACUAUGCGAACCCAAAUACAUGUCUCUUCCAUGUUCUCUUCAAGGGUGCUGCGUUGGCGUUUUACAUUCUAUCCGCUCUCUUCUUCAACAGCUUUGUCAUAAUCUUUGUUGUGACUGUUCUCCUUGCUGCACUUGACUUCUGGGUGGUUAAGAACGUGAGUGGGCGUAUACUGGUUGGUCUCAGGUGGUGGAACGAGAUCAAUGACUUGGGCGAAAGUGUCUGGAAAUUUGAGUCUCUUGACCAAGAGUCCUUGGCUCGGAUGAACAAGAAAGACUCGUGGCUUUUCUGGUGGACGCUUUACCUUGCAGCAGCUGCGUGGUUGAUCCUUGGGGUGUUUUCACUGAUAAGGUUUCAGGCCGACUACCUGCUUGUUGUGGGCGUUUGCUUGUCCCUCAACGUGGCUAAUAUCAUCGGCUUCACAAAGUGCAAGAAAGAUGCAAAGAAACAGUUUCAGCAGUUUGCUUCACAGACAAUCGCAUCAAGGUUCCAAUCCACGGUACAAUCUGCCUUCACCCUUGUUUGAAAAAUAAAAAAGGUUUUAGUGAGAGCAAAGACUGUGUACAAAGAAGAUUGUCGCCAUAAGCCACACCAUGUCUUUUUUUUUUUUUUUUUCUGGCUGAUUGUUUUUUCCACUAUAUAAUAUUAACGGAUAUAAGAAAGAGGCUUAUCAUAUUCGUCUUUUUACCCUAUGCGUAUGUCUAAACCCAAACGAAAUCUCAGAAAUUGUACUUGUAUUUCUGAUUUCGGUGGUAAUCUUCAAGAUCUUCGUUUGAAUUCA